Messenger RNA from Funneliformis mosseae, 915 nucleotides. The record is from the annotation of a GenBank genome assembly. Lineage: Eukaryota; Fungi; Glomeromycota; Glomeromycetes; Glomerales; Glomeraceae.
AUGUCAAAAACUUCAAAAACUUCAAAGAAACGAAAAGAAAGUGAAAGUGAAGGUUCUUCUACCCCUACACGGCGAUCAAAGCGCAUUGCCAGCCAAGACUCGUUUCUUGCAGAAGCCACUAGGCUCAGUCCCACCUCUAGUGAUAAUUUAAUCAAAAUUCCUAAUUCAGCAUCUAAUUUCAAAAUCAAUGAUAUUAAGCUAUUGAGAGUGAGAUUCGAACCAGCUUCAAAUAAGAACGAUGUCUUCCUUCAUGUGAAGGUUGAAAGCAUCUCGCAUCCUGAAGCUCAAACGUUCGCUACCAAAUUGCAUAACGUUGUGCUGAAUGGUUUUCAAGUGUUAGGCACGGACGAAUCUUCUACUGACACACUUUUGGAUGAUCUACUUCGUAUCGUUAAGCUUAAUAACUUCCCCUUAAUGAUCAGAAAUCACCCGCCAUGUAAACUACACAUCGAGGAGGAGCCUUACGUGUCAUCAAUUCCCGAAUUCGUAAUUAAGAAUAAAAGAUCUACUAUUAUCGGAGUAGAGGACAACCACCUAAGGAAUACCGGGCUAAGAACUGGAUAUGGGGAAUCUCAGAUCGCUGUAGAGAUUCUUGCUUCUUAUAAUGAGAAUGUAAGUUACAUACGUGCCCUUCGUCUUGAGAAUCGUAGGAACCCGGGUUAUACGGAUCAGAUAUCAUGGGCCGUUCGUGUAAUCACAACAUAUGUUACUUUUUAUAAAGUUAUGAUCCCUACAACGUAUUGGCAGGAGCUUGAAAAUGGCCUGCCGAAAGAAUCAUCAGUUGUGAUUCAAAGAUGGCCGGCUGAGAAUAGUUUGAGUAGUGGUUUGGAUCUUUCUGAUCCAACGGAUAAAAAUGAAGUGCUGGAUGCAUUAGUUAAGAUUCGUGAAGAAAUUUUAAAUGAAAAUGAGUUAUAA